AUGGCUCUCAAGGGACUCAGGGCCAAGAAGAGAUUCCUGUGGCAGCUCCUUCUGUUUGCAUUCGGUGUCUUAGGCCUGUACCUAUACAGGCUCCAUAUUCUCAGGUACUUAGAAGGCCUAGUCCCCAUGGGCAUCUGCCCCACAGCCACAAGACCUCUGCUGAGGGACAACUUCACAGGUGUCCUGCGGCACUGGGCCCGACCUGAAGUCCUGACCUGUACCUCUUGGAAAGCGCCAAUCAUUUGGGAUGGCAUCUUUGACCCACAUGAAGCUGAGCAAGAGGCGAGACGGCAGAACCUCACCAUUGGACUGACUGUCUUUGCUGUAGGCAGGUACCUGGAGAAGUACCUGGAACACUUUCUGGAAUCUGCCGAGCAGCACUUCAUGGUGGGUCAGAGCGUGGUGUACUACGUGUUCACUGAUCGCCCGGAAGCAGUGCCCUACAUAACGUUGGGCCCGGGUCGCCUGCUUCGGGUGGAACCCGUGCUGCGAGAGAGCCGCUGGCAGGACGUGUCCAUGGCGCGCAUGCGUACGCUACACGAGGCUCUAGCGGGGCAGCUGGGGCAGGAAGCUGACUAUGUGUUUUGCCUGGAUGUAGACCAGCACUUCACUGGUAACUUCGGGCCCGAGGCGCUGUCUGAUUUGGUGGCGCAGCUGCACGCCUGGCACUACCGCUGGCCGCGGUGGCUGCUGCCUUACGAGCGGGACCGGCGAUCGGCUGCCGCCCUGGGGUUGGGAGAGGGCGACUUUUACUACCACGCCGCGGUGUUCGGGGGCAGUGUGGCGGCGCUGCGCAAGCUGACGGCCCACUGUGCGCUUGGCCAGCAGCGGGACCGGGAGCGCGGCAUCGAGGCGCUCUGGCACGACGAGAGCCACCUCAACAAGUUCUUCUGGCUGUACAAGCCCACCAAGCUGCUGUCGCCUGAGUUCUGCUGGGACCAGGUAAUUGGCUGGAAGCCAGAGAUCCACUACCCUCGCCUGCUCUGGGAGCCCAAGGAGUAUGCACUGGUGCGAAACUAGCACGCCCCGCUGGGCGGGCGGGCCGGGGCGCAGGAGCAUCUUUGGCCCUGCGGGUGUGGAGUGGGGAGCGCAUGCUGUUUCAAGAUCGUGAAGCCAGCUAGAGGCCGGUUACAGUGCUUCUGGAAGGGCGACUGUGGAGCUCGGAGGUCUCCAAAAGAGGUUCCUGUUCCUGGGACCUGUAGACCCUGUUAACCAAUCAGCUGGCUGGAGAAUCCCUUUGUUCCCACCAGAUGCAAAUUAUGGAAAGCUCCUCCUCCUCUCUGCCUCUGCGGUCGGGUCUUGUUCAUGCUCUGGCUCCUCUUGUUCAACU
This is a messenger RNA of Onychomys torridus (southern grasshopper mouse), 1330 nucleotides long. RefSeq names its product alpha 1,3-galactosyltransferase 2 (gene A3galt2). Gene Ontology annotation, biological process: carbohydrate metabolic process. Bases 1 to 1020 code for a protein of 339 amino acids. The transcript has 6 exons. NCBI's taxonomy places the organism in Eukaryota, Metazoa, Chordata, Mammalia, Rodentia, Cricetidae. The record is from RefSeq and is a predicted model, not a curated record. Gene Ontology annotation, cellular component: membrane; vesicle; Golgi apparatus. Gene Ontology annotation, molecular function: hexosyltransferase activity.